AUCUAUUUGAAGUGGCUUUGUAUAAAGUUGAAGAGUUGUCUUCGAGAGCUUUAUAUUAACCUGGAGUAGAUCAGCGUCAACAACUGCAAGAGGCCUUGUAGAACUAAGGAAAGCCAACCAAAAAAAAAUUCGUCAUUGCCUUGAGGAACUCCCCUUAUGGAUUCUACAGGCUGCGAGGCAGAGGUAAUGGAAGAAAAAGAAGGAAGUAGGAGGGCGAGUGAGGGAGAGAGGGAGUUAUUAUGGAUGGCAGGCAUAGCCAGCUGCAUUAAGGUCCUUGCAAUCCCUGCUUACCAUAGCACAGACUUUGAAGUGCACAGACACUGGAUGGCGCUCACCCAUUCCCUGCCCCUCAGCCAAUGGUACGCCGACGAGAGCAGCCCAUGGACAUUGGAUUAUCCUCCUUUUUUCGCAUGGUUCGAGAAGUUCCUCUCUGUGGCGGGUGCUUGGGUGGAUGCCCAUAUGGUGGAUCUGCAUAUGCUCAACUACAAUGCCCAAACUGUCAUCGUCUUCCAGAGGACAACUGUAAUCUUUGCAGAUCUCUUACUCUACUGGGCCCUGUGGAGGUGCUGCAGGAAGCUCAGCCUGGAGAAGCAGAGGCUUGUUUAUAUUGCUGUUGUUUGGUCGCCCGCUCUCUUCAUUGUGGACCAUGUUCACUUCCAGUACAAUGGAUUCCUGUUAGGGAUUCUCUUGUUAUCAAUUUCCUAUCUUCUCGAGGGAAAGGAUUUGAUGGGUGGAUUGCUAUUCGCUAUUUUACUGUGUUUCAAGCAUCUGUUUGCUGUGGCGGCCCCGGUGUAUUUCGUGUAUUUAUUGAGGCACUAUUGCAUAGGUCGUUACAGGGUCUUAAGGUUCUUUGCCUUGGGGGCUUCGGUUUUGUCUGUCCUUCUUCUGGCAUUUGGACCCUUUCUAUAUCAUAAACAGAUACCACAAGUUCUGAAGCGCUUAUUUCCCUUUGGAAGGGGCUUGUGCCAUGCUUACUGGGCUCCAAAUGUGUGGGCACUUUAUAAUACAGCUGAUAAAGUUAUUGCAUUUGUCCUCAGGAGGUUUGGUUUUGACUUUAAAUCUCCGACAGCCUCCUUGACUGGUGGACUUGUUGGUGAUUUCGCACCUUAUGUGGUUCUGCCACAGAUCACACCUCUGGUAAGUCUUCUGUUGGUGGUGCUGGGAAUGCUUCCAUGUAUUUUCCAAAUAUGGAGGCAUCCAAAACAACAGCAUUUGGUGCAGUGGAUUGCAUAUGCAUACAUGUGUGGGUUCAUGUUUGGAUGGCAUGUUCAUGAGAAAGCCUCACUGCACUUUGUUAUACCACUGAGCUUGGUUGGCAUAAAUGGUUUGAAAGAAGCAGUCCACUACAUGUUUCUGUCAAUAGUAUCUUGUUAUUCAAUGUUUCCGUUGCUUUAUGAAGACAAAGAAUAUCCUGUGAAAGUUGUCCUUCUCACUCUACAAGGAGUGGUUAUGUGCAGAAGCUUCUACCUCCACCUCAAUAAAGAAAACACAAGAGAACAUAAGGCUUCUGAUCUUUCACCAAGUAAGGAUGGACCGGUUUCACAAUCUGGCUUGGUUGCAAAAUUUUGCACUAAAGACAUUUUAAGGAAUAUAGAAUUGAGUGGAAAAAUUGGCCAAUCUUAUUUGUGGGGUCUGAUCAUUAUUGAAAUUUGGGAUCAUUUCUUACAUCCGUACCUCCUUAAUGACAAAUUUCCAUUCUUGCCUCUUAUGAUUCGAUCUGUUUACUGUGCGGUGGGAAUGUUUUAUUCCUGGAUAUUCCAGCUUUCUAGUCUUUUUGGUUCAACCUAACAUGUUCUUGGCAUGGGUAUAUGUACAAGGGACACUAACACUGCAAUUCAGAAACAACAUUCACAAUUUUGAAAACUCUGAAUUUAUUUGGACCUAUGUUUUUGUUGUGGUGUUAUCUAACCAGAGAGGCUCUCAUCCUGGUGGUGCCCUGGUAUUCUAUUAGUAUUUAUUAUAAAGUUGAAAAUAUGAUUAAUCUGAAAAAUUUGGUGA
Messenger RNA from Cryptomeria japonica (Japanese cedar), 1998 nucleotides. RefSeq names its product probable dolichyl pyrophosphate Glc1Man9GlcNAc2 alpha-1,3-glucosyltransferase. The transcript has 4 exons. The record is from RefSeq and is a predicted model, not a curated record. Gene Ontology annotation, cellular component: endoplasmic reticulum membrane. Gene Ontology annotation, biological process: protein N-linked glycosylation. Bases 157 to 1788 code for a protein of 543 amino acids. Lineage: Eukaryota; Viridiplantae; Streptophyta; Pinopsida; Cupressales; Cupressaceae. Gene Ontology annotation, molecular function: dolichyl pyrophosphate Glc1Man9GlcNAc2 alpha-1,3-glucosyltransferase activity.